Messenger RNA from Raphanus sativus (radish), 1658 nucleotides. Its product is annotated as DNA-binding protein BIN4-like. The transcript is spliced from 12 exons. The record is from RefSeq and is a predicted model, not a curated record. Lineage: Eukaryota; Viridiplantae; Streptophyta; Magnoliopsida; Brassicales; Brassicaceae. The coding region runs from base 236 to 1531 and encodes 431 amino acids. Gene Ontology annotation, cellular component: DNA topoisomerase type II (double strand cut, ATP-hydrolyzing) complex; nucleus. Gene Ontology annotation, molecular function: double-stranded DNA binding. Gene Ontology annotation, biological process: DNA endoreduplication; chromosome organization.
GUUAGUGGGCCAAUCUUCCCGCGUCUUUCUUUCACAAUCUCGCCUGGCGUAGGAAGCUUUCGCUCGCUCUCUUCUCCCAGUCGCCGUCGAGAUUCCUUUUUUCUGGAUCUCAUCUCCGAAGAUUUUAACGUUCCGUAUAAUUCGCUAGUUAAAUUGCUCAAUUUCGACUUCUUCGUUAGAUUGAAGUUGGAAGAAGCUUUGGAUUGUUGUUUUUGAGCUCUGAGGAAGUGAAAAUAUGAGUAGCAGCAGCAGCAGCUCCAGAGAGGGAUCUCCCGAUUGGCUUCGUUCUUUCCAGACACCCACCACCACUUCAUUGUUAUCACUAUCUUCGUCGUCUGAGUCUGCUCCAGAUGAUAGUCCUUAUAAGGAAUCUGAAACCAUUUCGUCUCUUCCUUUGACUGAUGACUCUGAAGCCACCACGGCUCUGGACUCUGAAACGAAGUUGGUGACAGAUCAAGUGAGUGUUCACCAGGUGUUCUCUAGAAAGAAGAAAGCUGAUGCUACUCUCAAACUUGAAGAGAAACAGAAGGGAAUCAAAGUCAGUGUAGAAGGCUCUACCAAGCAAGGAGGAGAUGAUUCUGUAUGGCUUGUCUCAUCUGAUUCUGAACCACCCUCCAGUGAUCCGAUAAGGGAGCAAGUAAUUAUCUCAACUGAAGAGGAUGAGAAGGAUGAGGAUCUUGUUAUUCUAGAACAAGAGGAAGAACCUGCGGUUAAGAAGGCUCCAAAGAAAAAAUCUCCUAAGAAAAAGCCAAAUAGUGGCCGCCAGAUACUCAAGCAAGAAAACAUUGCACAAGAAAUAAGUGAAGAUAAAGAUACAGAUUCCAUAGUAGCCGAGGAAGUGACAACGGAUAAGAACACCAAGCCUUCUUCUUCUGGCUCAAGUUCAAGAUUGCCUUUGGUACUUUCUGAGAAGGUGAAUCGUACAAAGGUACUCGUUGAGUGUGAAGGGGACUCAAUAGAUCUGAGCGGAGACAUGGGGGCUGUUGGACGCGUCGUUGUUUCAGACACAACCGAGGACAUGUUCUUCGACUUGAAAGGAACCAUAUAUAAAUCAACAAUUGUCCCAUCCAGAACAUUUUGCGUAGUACGUUUUUUUUCUGACUUUAUACCUAUUUCAAAUUUUAAGGUAACUUGUAUUAUACAAGUACUCACACCAGAGAUCUUGCAAUUUCAGGUUAACGUAGGUCAGUCAGAGGCAAAGAUUGAAGCUAUUAUGAAUGACUUCGUACAGCUAACACCAGUAUCUAACGUUUAUGAAGCAGAAACGAUGGUGGAAGGAACUCUGGAGGGAUUUUUAUUCGAUUCAGAUGAUGAAGGUAACAAGAACGCAAAGACUGCUUCAAAGCCUGCAGAUGAUCAAAGGGGAGACACAGCAGAGAUAACCAAAGGAAGUGGAAAAGCUAAAGAAAAAAGCGAGAAUGUGGUUGUAGGGAAAAAGAGAGGAAGACCAACUAAAGAGAAGCAGCAGCAGCAGCAACCAGCAAAGAAAGCUAGAAGUUGUGCUUCUAAGAAAACAAAACCCAAGAGAUGAGUUCAUGAUUGCGAUUUGUGAACCAGAGUAGUAGUUUUUUUUUUUCACAUACAGAGUUGCGAGUCUCUAGUUCCAGACAAUUCGAAGUAAUGUAUAUAAGGCCUUUGAUGAAGAAUAGAUUUCAGAA